This is a messenger RNA of Ostertagia ostertagi, 720 nucleotides long. The record is from the annotation of a GenBank genome assembly. NCBI's taxonomy places the organism in Eukaryota, Metazoa, Nematoda, Chromadorea, Rhabditida, Trichostrongylidae.
ACAGUUCCUGGCCUAGCAACACUAGCUGUAAACGAUAUUAUUGCUAAUUGGAAAAUUGAACAGAAACUUGGCGAAGGCGGUUUCGGUGCCGUGUAUAAGGUUUCCGAUGUCACUUCAUCUACACAUACUUCCUAUGCUCUCAAAACGGAACGAAUCACUUCACCGACAAAGAAAGCUCGUGCUACUCACUGUUGCGAUAUUCUCGAUUCUGGUCGAGCACUCGGCUUUAACUUUAUCAUCAUGACACUUGUCGGAGCGUCGUUAAUGGAGCUUCGAAAGGCUAACAAAGUAAAACUCAAUGCGUUCACGAUGGGAUGCGCCUUGUCAGUCGGACUCCAAACGUUAGAGUCCAUACAGGAGCUGCAUAACGUCGGCUUUCUUCACCGGGAUUAUUUAAAACCAGCAAAUUUUGCCAUAUGCCUUGAUGACGUGCGCAAAAUCUAUCUUCUGGAUUUUGGAAUGUGCCGACGAUACAUCGACAAUGAAAACGCUGUUCGGCGACCGCGAUGGGCAUCCGGAUUCCGAGGAACGCAAAGAUACGCGGCGAUAAGCUGUCACAUAUCACGAGAAAUGGCCAGAAAAGACGAUCUGGAAAGUUGGCUCUAUCAGCAAAUAGAACUUACAUCUGGCGAGUUGCCGUGGAAAUCGCUCGAGGACACUGUUGCGAUUUGUAAUGCCAAAGAAAAAGGGCGCACAACCGGUACGUCAAAGAAAGAGCUG